Dryobates pubescens (Downy woodpecker) is the source of this 318-nucleotide messenger RNA. RefSeq names its product feather keratin Cos2-3-like. The coding region runs from base 16 to 318 and encodes 100 amino acids. Gene Ontology annotation, molecular function: structural constituent of cytoskeleton. Gene Ontology annotation, cellular component: intermediate filament. The transcript has a single exon. NCBI's taxonomy places the organism in Eukaryota, Metazoa, Chordata, Aves, Piciformes, Picidae. The record is from RefSeq and is a predicted model, not a curated record.
CUCCAGUCUCCAGCCAUGUCCUGCUACAGGCAGUGCCUGCCCUGCCAGCCCUGCGGCCCGACCCCGCUGGCCAACAGCUGCAAUGAGCCCUGUGUCAGGCAGUGGCAGAGCUCCACUGUGGCCAUUGAGCCUCCUGCUGUGCUGCUGACCCUGCCCGGCCCCAUCCUCAGCUCCUUCCCGCAGAACACCCUUGUGGGCUCCUCCAGCUCCGCUGCUGUUGGCAGCAUCCUCAGCUGUGAGGGAGUGCCCAUCAGCUCUGGCUGCUGUGACCUCUCUGGCAUUUCCAGCCGCUCCUAUGGCAGAAGGUACCUGCGCUGA